Messenger RNA from Sorghum bicolor (sorghum), 1477 nucleotides. Its product is annotated as ankyrin repeat and SOCS box protein 11. The transcript has 10 exons. The record is from RefSeq and is a predicted model, not a curated record. Lineage: Eukaryota; Viridiplantae; Streptophyta; Magnoliopsida; Poales; Poaceae. Gene Ontology annotation, molecular function: protein binding. Bases 58 to 1227 code for a protein of 389 amino acids.
UCCCCUCCCUCCACACCAACACCUGCCUGCCUCUCGCUCACAUAACAGCCGGCAGCCAUGGCGCCGCCCCUCGUCGGCUGUAAGCUGCACCGUCAUCGUCUCCUCCAGGCGGCGGCCCAUGGUGACCUCCGCCGCUUCAAGAGGAUUGCGAGCGCGCUUGACGGCGGGAAGGGCCGGAUCAGGGAGGCGGUGGAGGUCGUCGUCGACGGGAACGGCGCCGGAGCACUGCACGUCGCCGCCGCACACGGGAGGACACGGGUGUGUGCUUACCUCGUAGAGGAGCUUCAGAUGGAUGUCAACGACACUGCCGUCCUGUCAGGAAUAUGUGUAAUGGUAGAACUCUUGCUCUCAAAAGGAGCUGAUGUUAAUUCUUUGUCUUGCGGCGGGACGCCACUGCAUGUUGCUGCAAUGGAAAAUCAUGGUGCUGUUAUGAAGAUUUUACUAGACUACAAUGCAGACUGCAACAAAGAAUUUUUCAUCCUAUUUACUCCUUUGUUCACUGCUCUCCGUGCUCGCUCACUGAACUGUGUCAAGCAUCUGAUUAAGGCUGGUGCUGAUGUGAUGAAGGGCAUUCACAAGUUUACCCCCUUAAUACUCGCUGCAUAUGAGGGCUUAACAGAUUUUUAUGAGUGUUUAUUAGAGGCUGGUGCUGAUCCUAACGUUCCUGAUGAUUCUGGACUCCUGCCAAUAGAAAUUGCAGCCUUUCAAAAUAGACGGAAAGAUGUUGAGAUCCUUUUCCGCGUAACAUCUCGUAUUCCGUCUGUGCAUGACUGGAGUGUUGACGGUGUACUUACAUUUUUCAAAUAUGUCAAAUCGUUUCUAACAGAUCAGGAUGACCCUAUGUACAAAAUGGAUCUGGCUGAUUUGAAGUUAGAAGGAAGCAAGGCAUACAACGAAAAAGAUUAUUCUACUGCAGUAAAACUCUACUCUGUGGCUAUAAUGAAAGCCGAUUCUGGUGAUGCGACAUUGCUUUCGAAUAGGAGCCUGUGCUUUAUUAGAAUGGGUGAAGGAGACAAGGCUUUGGUUGAUGCUGAAGCUUGCAGGGCUCUGCAGCCUUAUUGGCCAAAAGCCUGCUUCAGACAAGGGGCUGCUCAUAUGCUCUUGAAGGACUAUGAAAAGGCAUGUGAUGCCUUUCUUGAUGGCCUGAAGUUGGACCCGGCUAAUGAUGAAAUGGAGAAUGCACUAAGAGAAGCUUUGAACUCCUUCAAGAUAUCUCGUGCGACAUGACAACAAAGCUCUUGGAAUCGUCACUUGCCCACAAGAAUAUUAAUGCAAGACUUACAUGGGGGUACGGCUUAGUAAGCAAUUACAAGAUAUAUAUUUAGCUAUCUGUCCCAAACAUAUGUGUUUCACCAUUGCAAGUUUCUUCUUUGUACGAAGUAGAUAUGCUGGUUGGCCGAUGGCGACAUGCAUGCAUAUGGCUCUGCAAAUACUGAUCGCUGUUUUGAUUUGAGUAGGAGGUUUUAAAUUGGGAAUA